UACCUGAUAAACUGGCUGUGCUUGCUUGAGCCCUCAGUCUCAGCGCGGUGCAGGAUGACGAUGGCAAGUGUGGGGGUUCUUCUGGUGAUGGUGGUGGCGGUGAUAACGGCAGUUGGAGCUGACCCGUUCAUUCCCCCAAGGAAAGACUACUGCAGGAACAGGCUUCCUUCGGAAUGCUGCCGCGAUGUGCGUGACGAUGACUGCAUUGUUCACAUCCAAGAUAAUGGUUACUGUUACUGCGACGAUUUCUGCCUUGAUGGGGAAAAUGAUCAUAACGAUGACUGUUGCCCGGAUUUCCGCGAAGUAUGCCUGGGAGAGCCUAAACAAGUUCUCUACCUGAUCAAAGACGAGGAAGCUGUGUGCAUUCACAAUGGCAAGACCUUGGCGGCUGGGAAGCACACCUUCAACUGCAAUGAGUGCUCGUGUGAAGACGGGCGACUGACCUGUGAGGAGGACCAAUGCUUGGUGGACGAGGAGCUGAUACGCAGAAUGCACCAACACCCUCUCCGCCACGGCUGGACAGCCGCCAACUACUCUAUUUUCUGGGGCAGGAAGCUCAAGGAGGGAAUGGAACUGCGGACUGGCACCUUCCUUCCUGAGGCCAUGACGUACAACAUGAUGCCCAUCCUGCUGCGCCCUAACCCACAACGCAUUCCUAUGGAGUUUGACGCACGACAAAAGUGGAGUGGGCUGAUCAGCGGAGUGAGGGACCAAGGCUGGUGCGGCGCCUCCUGGGCCUUCUCCUCACUGGAUGUCGCGCAGGACAGAGAAAUGAUCCUCUCCGGCCAGCCUUCCAUCAGGUUGUCGGUGCAAGAACUCCUGAGCUGCACAGUACCGAAGAUGGACUGCCAGGGAGGAUACGUGGAGCAGGCCUGGGGAUUCUUGAGGAGGCUUGGGGUGAUGGAGGAAACGUGCUACCCAUACACGAGCGGCCAGUCCGAGAACGUGUCUUUCUGUAGCAGGGUGUCCAAACACUGCAAGAAGUACAAGACUGAGCCAGCCUACCGCAUCUCCAGCAAGGUGGAGGACAUCCAGUGGGAGAUCUUGAACAACGGCCCCGUGCAAGCGCUGAUGAGGGUGCACAGUGACCUGUUCCUGUACAAGAGCGGCGUGUACAGCUGCCCGCAGGCUGACGACCAGAGACCCACAGCCAUGCACUCCGUCAGGAUCGUGGGCUGGGGCGCUGAGUACUCCUCCAAGUACUCUCCUGUCAAGUACUGGGUUGUGGCCAACUCCUGGGGCACCACCUGGGGCGAGAAGGGCUUCUUCAGGAUCCAACGCGGCACAAACGAAUGCGGCAUUGAGACCUUCGUGCUAGCAGUGAGGGGUACCAAGGAUCCCAUGAGGAAACAGGCCAUCAAGUCAUGAGGCGUACCAUCUCGCAAAUGGGAAGUGGGCCCGGCAGGCUGGAACAGUCGUCACGGAGCCUGGAAGGGAGGACCGAUGGAUUAAAUAUAGCAAAUCAAAUCGACUGAUUUCAGUGACACUCUAAUUAUGAAAUUUUGCUUUUCCUCCUUUUCUCUGAAAACAUGUUUUUUGACUUAAACAUUAUCUAUUUAAUUUUUCCCUUCCUUCCCUUGAAAGUUUCUUUUAAGCUUGUCUGCAUCGCCAGGUUACUUUAAGGAGUCUGAAUGUGUUCAAUAAAAUAGAACAACCUCA
Messenger RNA from Portunus trituberculatus (swimming crab), 1659 nucleotides. RefSeq lists its product as uncharacterized. Gene Ontology annotation, molecular function: cysteine-type peptidase activity. Bases 55 to 1368 code for a protein of 437 amino acids. The transcript is spliced from 10 exons. Gene Ontology annotation, cellular component: lysosome. Gene Ontology annotation, biological process: proteolysis. The record is from RefSeq and is a predicted model, not a curated record. NCBI's taxonomy places the organism in Eukaryota, Metazoa, Arthropoda, Malacostraca, Decapoda, Portunidae.